AUGCAACAGCUCUUGUUCACUGUGAUAUUUUCCGAGAUGGUAUUGAUAUUGGUGUUAUCGUUCAAGACCCCCUUGAGGAAGCUUGUGAUCAUGAGCCUUGAUCGUGUGAAGCGUGGCCGUGGGCCUGUGGUGAUCAAAACGGUGGCUGGAACGGUCUUUGUGAUGUUGAUUUCGAGUUUAUAUAGUAUGGUGAAGAUCCAGAAGCGUUGGAUCGAUGAGGGCUCGGUCAAUCCAACGGACCAGGUCCUCAUGGGCAAGCACCUUCUUGAAGCCACUCUUAUGGAUUGGAAUGUGCUUGAUUUAGCGUUCUGUUAUGUGGAUACUGUUGAUUGGCAUAUUGUGAAAUACCAUGUCUCUGAACUUUGA
Molecule: messenger RNA, 366 nt
Organism: Pistacia vera
Lineage: Eukaryota; Viridiplantae; Streptophyta; Magnoliopsida; Sapindales; Anacardiaceae
Exons: 2
Coding region: 1-366 (121 amino acids)
Biological process (GO): endoplasmic reticulum to Golgi vesicle-mediated transport; intracellular protein transport
Cellular component (GO): endoplasmic reticulum membrane; endoplasmic reticulum
Source: RefSeq, a predicted model, not a curated record